This is a messenger RNA of Trifolium pratense (red clover), 1208 nucleotides long. Its product is annotated as dehydration-responsive element-binding protein 3-like. The transcript is spliced from 2 exons. Gene Ontology annotation, molecular function: DNA-binding transcription factor activity; DNA binding. Bases 316 to 990 code for a protein of 224 amino acids. Gene Ontology annotation, biological process: regulation of DNA-templated transcription. NCBI's taxonomy places the organism in Eukaryota, Viridiplantae, Streptophyta, Magnoliopsida, Fabales, Fabaceae. The record is from RefSeq and is a predicted model, not a curated record.
AGGAGUGCCAUUCGUGUGGGUCUUUCUUGAGGGGUCCUUAACAUUCAUAUUCAACCCCACGUUUUUCUUUCCUUCCAUUUUCCAUACCCCCUUUCUCUUCUCUCCAUCCCUCUACUUAAAACCUCAUUCCCCUUCUUCCCUUUUCCACUCAUCUCAUCUCACACAACUUACUACUACCCUCUCCUAAUUCUUAACUACAUAAUUUUCCCUCCCUCAUAAUACACUAAACACACACUUCAUCUCAUUAUCAUUACUAACUACACCCCCUCUCUCUAAACAUUCAAACACCAACACAAAAUCAAACAAAAAACAACAAUGGUUGAUGCUAAUACUUCAUCCUUUUCAUCUUCACCUUCAUCAUCAUCACCACCACAAUCAUUGACAUGUUCUAGUGAAGAAGAAAAAAAAGGAAAAAAAAGAGAAAGAGAAAACAACAACAAUAACACUAAGCAUCCAGUUUAUAGAGGAGUUAGAAUGCGAAGUUGGGGAAAAUGGGUAUCCGAAAUCCGAGAACCUCGGAAAAAAAACCGAAUCUGGCUUGGAACAUUCGCAACAGCCGAAAUGGCAGCGCGUGCACAUGACGCAGCUGCACUAACAAUUAAAGGAACAUCAGCAAUCCUUAACUUCCCCGAACUAUCAGCUUCACUUCCUCGACCAGUUUCCAGCUCACCAAGAGAUGUUCAAGCAGCCGCGGCUAAAGCCGCUUCCAUGGUUGCUCCUCCACAGUCACCAGCACCAUCGUCUUCGUCUUCAUCUUCGUCUUCGUCUUCGUCUUCGUCUUCAUCUUCAUCGACGCCUGAAGAUCUCGGGGAGAUUGUUGAGUUGCCAACACUUGGACCCGACCCAGAUAGUGAGUUUGUGUUUUUUGACCCGAUUGAUUAUUCUCAUUUGUGGUAUCAAAGCAUUUAUGAUGAUAAUGAAGACAAUAGUUACUUGAAUAUGAUAUCAAUGCAUGACCCAGAAAACACGCUACUUUCAUUGUGGUCUUGAAACUACUGUUCAGAAUGUUACCUACCUUUUUUUUUUCUUUCUAGUGUGUGAUUUCUUUUCUUUUUUCUUUUCUUUUAUUUUAUUUUAUUUUUUAUUUGAAUUAUUGCAUAUAUAGUAGUUUUGUUAUUUAACCUUUAAAUGGGGUCCUUUGGCAAUUUUUCUUUCAAGGGGGCUAAUAUAUAUUUUAUUAUAUAUAUGUGUAAUUUUUAGUACAUUUA